CCGAUUGAUCCCAGACCUUCCAAGUUGCAACUGCCUUGUUGGCCCGGGCAUCGAAUCACGACGCUUGUAUUAACAAAGCAGACGAGCAACCCCCAAAACGAAAUUGUAUGCCAAGGAGCAGCGACACUCUGGCCCACGCCCAGCUAUCUAGCACCUGCAACUUCGGUAGCUUCGAAGCCCUGCUCACGUGCAACAAACUGCUACGCGAAUUGGGAAAGGUACAAACUCACUUAGGAAUCUGGUCUAUCCGGCAAGUGACAUAUCAUUUUCGAGAUGGCGCGACACUACCCCCUUGACGGCCUCAACCUCGACUUCGGUCGAUACGAGCAUCGAGACUUGGGACCACAGGACAUGAUGGUCAAUCGGAUCAUGGAGAACUACAUGUUUCCCGGCAAGGUGAAAGGCCGAGUGCUACGCCAGAAAAUCGAUAGCAACUUCACUUUCGGGCCGAUCAAAACCCAGGACCGAGAACUUGGCCUCGACAUGCAAGUAAUGUGGCGGAUGCUCGCAACUGAAUGGGACAUGACCUUGCACCACGUCCCGGGCAUGUGCAAUCUUUUGUUGCAUGGCGACAUUACUACACGGUGGACAAAGAUAUCGUCAAAGAACUACUGGGUCAAAAAGUUCUGGAACGGGAGAUUCGUUUGGAAAGACAAACGCCCGUACCAUUGGCCCCUUCUCGAGAACAUGGUCCUCGGCCUUGUUCAGCGCCACUACCUUGAAGUUGAGCCCUCAUCAAGACUGUAUGGGGCGCAUGCUCGGAAGCUUUGCCAACAUGGAGCUGGCCCCCCUGAAGCACCUGGAUGGAAGAACGAGAUGAUAGAGCAUCUAAAAUCCUAUAGAGUGUCUGCCAAGAGGCAAUGGACGCAUUCUUUAUUCUCAGGCACCUCUUGGUAUCCGCCUUGCGACAACCCUGCAGAGUGGUGGUUCAUCUCCAUUGAUCCUAUAUUCUUCAGCCUUCCUUUGAAGGACCUCAAGGCGCGCUUGCGAGAGAUUCGCCCAAAAUCCUAUCGGAAGCGUCAAAAAUCCACUAAAAUAGGUGAGCUGCACGACAUCGAGUGUCUCACCCGUGGAAGGCCACAACGAACCGCCAGCAUGCCCCCUCCGGGGAGCUGGGCCACUGCCAGUUUCCUCGGCGACGAUCCAGGAGAAGAAAUGGGUUACUGGAUCAUUUACUUCCCGCGUCGGCGGAUAUCGGAGCUCGAUAAGAUGGCACGCCGAAGAAGUCUGAGUCGAUCUCAUAUCAGAGCCAUGUUCAGAGACAAGUUGCCACGGAGGUCGGAUCAAUAUGGGAAUCUGUCUAACAACAAAUCAGGGGGGCCAUGCGCCAAUUGUGCCCAGCGCACUCACCGGACGCUGACGUGUCCCUAUCAAUGCGGCCACUGCGACAAAGAAGGCCACCAGGCUCCGGCAUGUCCGGUGAAGGCGUCCAACCGGUGCAAAUGCCGGCCAUUCCCUGAGUUGCACGUCGUGGCUGAGUGCAAGAUUCGUUGCAGUCGCCGCUGUGGUAAUUCGUAUCCUCCUGGCCACCAUAAGCAUUUAAAUGCAAUGACCUGUACAUAUCGCUGUUGUAUGUGUGGUCUGCAGGGGCAUUCUGGAAAGGAGUGCAGGUGUAAGACUUGUCGCUGUGGCGGGCGCCACCUGGGGCAGGGCUGUCGGUGGAAGGUAGAGUGUCGGGUUGAGGGCUGCGAUCGGUAUCUAUGUGGUCUACACUGCAGCGAGUGUGGCACGAAGCGGAACAAAUCGUCUAAUUUCGUGGGUGGGAGAUGCCAGGAUUGCCUGGGAAACGGUCAUCCGGUAGCGCCAACGGCGGAUCGAAAUCGCGAUCUAUGAAGAAUCUAUGUCAUAUCAAGGCAUAUAGAGGAGCAUAGUUGGCCAAUGUAUUAUAGGGCUGAUUCCCCAGCAUCUAGUCAAAAAGCAAACCCAACGGGAGUCAAGGGGGGCUAUAUAGUAUGAUUAUUAUUACAAAAUAG
Messenger RNA from Pseudomassariella vexata, 1973 nucleotides. RefSeq lists its product as uncharacterized. The record is from RefSeq and is a predicted model, not a curated record. Bases 274 to 1833 code for a protein of 519 amino acids. Lineage: Eukaryota; Fungi; Ascomycota; Sordariomycetes; Amphisphaeriales; Pseudomassariaceae. The transcript has 3 exons.